AUGAUCGCCUCAUUCCUCGCUCGCUCAUCGCAGUCAAAGGCCCGCGUCGCCACCAAGCUGGCCUCGCCUAUCACCGGUCUCCGCUUCAAGUCCACAGGUAUGAAGCCAAUCGGAUUCGUUGGUUUGGGUAACAUGGGUCUUCCCAUGGCCACCAACCUCUUCAACGGAUUCAAGGAUAAGGCCGACUUUAUCAUCUACGACAUCAACCAAACGACCACCUCCAACUUCUUGAAGGAUCACAACACCGACCCCAACAACAGGGACAAGGUCAAGGUCGCUAAGAGCCCAUUAGAAGUCGCACAGGAGGCCACCGUCAUCGUCACCAUGUUGCCUGCCUCCCAGCACGUCGAGGGUGUCUACUUUGGCAAGGAUGGUCUCUUUGGCGCCUUGGGCGAGAAGCACCUCGUCGUGGAUGCUUCGACCAUUGACCAGUCCAUGGCGACCCGUGUCGCCAAGGCUUUGCAGGAGAAGGGUGCUAAGGCCAUCGAUGCUCCCGUCUCUGGAGGAACUGGAGGUGCACAGGCUGGAACAUUGACAUUCAUGGUCGGAUCAAACAGCAACGCCGAUUUCGAGUUGGCCAAGCCCUACCUCGAAAAGAUGGGCAAGAACAUUGUCUACUGCGGCACCAACGGCAAUGGACAGGUUGCCAAAAUCUGUAACAACAUGCUCCUCGGAAUCUCGAUGAUCGCCACCUCCGAGACCAUGAACCUCGGUGUCCGCAUGGGCAUGGACCCCAAACUCCUCGCCGGUAUCCUCAACACCUCGAGCGGUCGCUGCUGGAGCAGUGAGGUCUACAACCCUUGCCCCGGUGUCCAGGAGAACUCUGCUGCUACCCGUGGCUACACUGGCGGAUUUGGUAUGCCCUUGAUGGCCAAGGAUCUUCGCCUUGCCGUCAACGCAGCCGUCGAUACCAAGACCACCGUCAUGCUCGGUGCCAUGGCCCAGCAGCUCUACAACCAGAUGGCUGCCAACAAGGACUAUGAGAACCUCGACUUCAGUGCCGCCUACAAGUGGUUGUCCGAGAACUCCAAGUAA
Messenger RNA from Linnemannia hyalina, 1035 nucleotides. NCBI's taxonomy places the organism in Eukaryota, Fungi, Mortierellomycota, Mortierellomycetes, Mortierellales, Mortierellaceae. The record is from the annotation of a GenBank genome assembly.